AUGGCCUUUAACUUAACCAUAACCGUAGCCAUUGUUGCUUUUAUGCUUUCUCAUUUGCUUAUGCUUAUGAUCCAAGUCCUCUCCAAGACUUCUGUGUUGCGUCAAAUGACCCCAGAGCUACAAGUAAUUCUACUACUCAUGGUUACUUUUUGCUUUUUUUUUGUGAAUGGUAGGGUAUGCAAAGACCCGAAACUUGUCACUUCAGACGAUUUCUUCACCUCAGGGCUCAAUACUGCUAAGACUCCAACAUUUGCGGGUUCAACAUUUAGUGCAGCUAGUAUUAACGAAAUUUCAGGACUCAACACAUUUGGUCUCACUUUGAUUCGCAAUGAUUUUGAACCGGAUACUGUUACAUCACCCCACAUACAUCCUCGAGCAACUGAGUUAGCCUUGAUCUUAGAAGGAUCACUCUACUUUGGGUUUGUUACCACUGAUCUAAGUGACAGGACAAAAAAUCGUGUCUAUGCGAAAACCUAUAAUGCCGGAGAUGUUUUUGUUAUACCACAAGGCCUUAUUCACUUCGGUCUCAAUGUUGGAUCUGGGAAUGCAACUACUAUUGCUGUUUUCAAUAGUCAAAGUCCUGGGUUUAAUUUUGUACCGGAUUCACUAUUUAGAUCAAACCCUCCCAUCUCAGAUGAUGUAUUGUCUAAAUCUUUUAGAGUAGAUAAGAAAGUAAUCACACAAAUUAGAUCUCAAUUUUCUUAG
Molecule: messenger RNA, 705 nt
Organism: Ipomoea nil (Japanese morning glory)
Lineage: Eukaryota; Viridiplantae; Streptophyta; Magnoliopsida; Solanales; Convolvulaceae
Product: putative germin-like protein 2-1
Exons: 2
Coding region: 1-705 (234 amino acids)
Cellular component (GO): cell wall
Molecular function (GO): manganese ion binding
Source: RefSeq, a predicted model, not a curated record